This is a messenger RNA of Manduca sexta (tobacco hornworm), 3506 nucleotides long. Its product is annotated as fibrinogen alpha chain. NCBI's taxonomy places the organism in Eukaryota, Metazoa, Arthropoda, Insecta, Lepidoptera, Sphingidae. The record is from RefSeq and is a predicted model, not a curated record. The transcript has 8 exons. The coding region runs from base 132 to 2366 and encodes 744 amino acids.
GGCCGCCGCUGGCACAACAAAAGUGAACGUCGAUGGGCGCGCGUACCACGCUGUGAGUCGGUAAGCCGCCGGCGGGACAGUACGUUUUCGAGCGUGCCGCGUGUCGUGCGUACAGUAUCCGUGCGUCCGUGAUGUCCAGGUGGUGGAUGGUGGUGUUGCUAGCCGCGGGCGCGGCGGCGGCGGGUAGCCGAUUGCCUCGCACCUCGCCGCCCGCACCCCCGCCACAACCCUCGGCGGUGCCGCGUCUGCCGCAGAGGAAUCUUACCCUCGCCGCCAGGUCUUCGGUCAGGAACAGGGAGCAAUACAUAUUCAACGUGUUCGAAGUUAUUGUAAGCACACUGGAAACAAAACUACAACGGAUAGAAAAUCUAGAUAAGGCAGUGGAACAUUUAAUGAGAAGAGUGGAAGCUCUAGACUCCAGGGUUAACGACAACAUCCACAAAACUGACGCCAUUAUAUCAAAACUGGGAAAUCUCGACUUGAAACUAUUUAGUCAUAUCGGUCAGGAAGACGAUGAAGGAUUUACAGAAAAUACAACUAAGAAGCAAGGCGAAAAACAAAUUGCAAGCGCCCAGUUGCUUGAUAGGAAACUCGAGUCCCUCGAUCAAAAGGUUUCUAAUAUCGAUACGAAGCUAGUAGGGCUGAAAAACCAAAUAGAUAACAAUUUCUUACCCGUAGAUGACAUCAAUGCAGAAGCGAGCGAAAAGAAACCAAUUAAUUUGAAUGUAAUUGAAAUCGCUAAGGGCCUAAAUUCUGAGGUGAUCAACGAGAUAACCAAAGAGGUUGAUCAAUUGAGGACAUCAAUGUCCACCGUCGAUCGCAAAUUACAAUUUCAUAUAAAUCUUGUUUCGGAGAACCUAGGCAAAGUUUUAUAUAUGAUGGCCGACGUACACGCAGCUGUUGUAGAACCUGAAGCCGCAUCCAUUAACGUAAACAGUUUGUUUAAAAACAAAACCACAAGCAGCACGCAAUCACCAGUGGCAAAGAAUAGUAAAAUAGAUACCCUAGUGAAUAAAAUUAUUCCAAUGAUGAGUGUGUCAGAAAAAAUGGAUGAGGUUUGGGACGUCGUCGUUGGAACUAAGAGUUCUGUUGAUGAUCUUGUGCCAAAAUCAGAUGAACUACUUACACAAACACAGCGCCAGGAGCGUGCCAUCGGACAAAUUCACAACGAUUUACGACUUAAAACUAACCUUAUAAUAGAGAACUUAGACAUGGUGGAAAAAAGAUUAAAGAAACAGGAAGAUGAUGUUGCCACAUUAGCUCAGAGGCCAGUUCCUGCUGAACUGCUCUUGGAUCCCACUAUCGAUCGCCUGGUAGAGUUUGCACCGAACCGAUAUCGUAUGGAGGAUCCUUCCACGGACCCAACGACGAGCACCGUGGCGGCCACUACCAUGCCGCCGUCCUCAACAGUUAACAACAGCCCAAGCAGCCCGAGUGGGUCGAGUGCAGCGACUGUAACUGUGACGCCGGCCAGCAAGAGCAACACAGUCAGCACGGGCAGCACUGGCGCACCCGCCAACACCAGCAGCCUCGGCACACCUGGCCUCCUCGCCGGCACGGGCAGCUCCACGCCCCGCCCUUACAAUCGCAAGGGUGGAAUCAUCUUCCCAAGCGUCAAGAAUAAACCCAUCAUUGGCAAUAACACUUUCGCUUCGGAGAUCGUCGCCAACUAUAAAGACGUGAAAGGAUAUUCGUGUGUAGACCUGUCGAACGCAGGCAUGCGUGAGUCCGGCGUCUACUACCUCCAGAUCAGGGGCACCACCUACUGGUUCCUCAAGGUGUAUUGUGAGCAGAACAUCGCUGACGGUGGAUGGACUGUGAUACACCGUCGUGACGAUUUCGGCAUACCAGCUGAGAACUUCAACCGUGACUGGAGCGACUACAAGAACGGAUUCGGCGACCCGAAUAAGGAGUUCUGGCUGGGCAACGAGAACAUAUACAUGCUCACCAACAACGAUGACUACAUGCUGAGAGUUGAGCUUGAAGACUUCGACGGUAAUAAGAGAUACGCGCAGUAUUCGCGCUUCAAGAUAUAUUCUGAAGCGGAAUACUACAAGCUGGAGAUCGACGGGUACGAGGGUAAUGCUGGCGACUCUCUGAAUGAUCCUUGGUAUGGUUCCAACAACAGCCCCUUCUCAACUUACAAUAGAGACAAUGACAGGUCAUCACUGAACUGCGCAUCGAUGUUGAAGGGCGGAUGGUGGUGGAAGUCGUGCGGCCGCGGUCUUAAUGGCCUUUACCUGCAUGACCCGCAAGACCUCACUGCCAGACAAGGCAUCGUGUGGUUCCGCUGGCGAGGAUGGGAUUACACGCUCAAGAGAGCGUCCAUGAUGAUCAAGCCCAAAGGCCUGCAGCCGAACACGUGAAAGGCUCGAUCGGGCGUUUGGUGCUAAUAUUGAUGCUUCCGUUCGCUCAUUACGUGGAUUCGACAUAAUCUUGCCUAUAACUAGUAUUAGAUCUUUUAUACCCAUUACAGUAAACCCUUUAGGUAAGCAUAAUGGAAUUAAUAUUGCAAAAUAAAUUCUAUUUGUAAAUCCAUAACGAAUUGUUGGUUGGAAGCCGACGUAUGUAUACCUACCAUCAUUUGUAGUUCAUAAUUAUAUUAAUAGAAUUUAAAUUGUAGAAAAUCGCAAGAAAACAACAAUUAUGUUGAGUACAUAGUAUAGUUCCAAAAAAUAUAUUAAUUACAAGAAUCCGUGUAAUGAAUGGACAUGGACUACUAAUCGCUCAAAAUACGUACCUAUCUCUGUAAAUAUAUUUCCCUUUCAUUUACAUCACCAAUCAUGUUGUUCUCCAUUGUAAAUCGAUAGAUAAUCCCUUUCGUAUUGUAAAUAACAGAUGUUAGAAUAUAUGUUCUAUCGAAGUGCCACUCCACACCACAAAUUUCAUUAAUUUAUUACUCAUUUUAUACAUGAUACAUAAAAAAAACUCUCGUUAAUUAGGUUUAUAAUUUAGUUUUAAGGAAAAUAUGUAUUAAGAUGUAAAUAAUAAUGGCAUACAAUGGUCGUUGAAAAGAUUAUAAACAAAUCCACAUCCAGUCUUGUACGAUUCACUACAAACUUUACAUUGCAUUAGAUGGUUUAUUUGAGCUUCAAGAAGAUCAAUAAAUUAUCCUAAUAUCGAACCACAUCAUUACUACGGCUUAAACUAGACGUCUGAGUACAGCAACGCACAUUCCAUAUAAUGCACAUACACAUAAAAUGUACCUGACAAGUUCUAUGUAGAUGCAUAAUUUGUACAAUUAUUUUUAACGUUUAUAUAUCAAUGAGACAAGUUAAUGAAUAGUGUAAAGGCUACAUAUUAUUAUAUAUUACCAUGUCACUACAUACUAACCACUCACGAGAUCACUGUUAUAAAGAUGUAAUGGAGAGCUCUAAGAAAUAUUCACAAACUAUUCGCCAAAUGUUCGCCAACUGCUUUUGUGAGAUCUGUAUGUGAUCAGCGCGGCGUCGUGCCGAGCUGUAGCGCGUCAUUACUGGUAGACAAUAAAUUUAUGUAAUAAUUUA